GGACAACAUAAUUUGAUGACAUAACACUGCGAAAACAAAAGAUAUUCGUCCUUUUUAUUAAUGACAAAAAUACUUCGUCCAGUCGGUAAUCUUGAACGAUAUUAUAUUACAAGACAAAAUGUAAACUUUUAUAAUAAUAUUUUAUUUUCUAUAAGAUAUCAAUGGGAUGAAUUAUACAAAUUAAAUCCCAUAAUUGACCCAAUUACAAAUAAUAUAAUUAACGAAGCUAAGGAAUUCAUUUUACAAAUUCUCUACCCGUCACUGAAAAAAUUAAUACUAAAACAACCUUCCCUUUCGAUUUCCCUUAAAGAUACUAGAUCUCCACAGCCAUUAUUUAUUCUUCUCUCUCAAAUUGAUUUGUCUAAUUUAAUUAAAUUUGUUGUAAUUUCUAAUGAUGAAAAAGAUUUAGUAAAUGCUUUUGAACAAGAACAUGAUAUUGCUCUUGAUCAAGAUGAUGAAACAAAACCACUUUGGCGAAUGACUAUCGGGAUAGCAACGAAUUCGGAUGGAAAUACGCAAACGCGACCUGAUUACGAUUUAUGCGUAAUGUUUUGUUGGCAUCAUUGUAUUGGAGAUGGAAAAAGUGCUUAUGCUAUUCACAACACAUUUAUAGAAUCUGUAAAUUCUACAUUGCAAGAAAAAAACAAUUCUUUCAUAGAACCGAUAAAUCCUUUUUCGAAAUAUAUCAUUUCCAUUCCUGAUACACAUCAGAUUUGUGAACCACUCGAAAAAAGAAUCAAUGUUAAACCAACUAUUCCUCAUUUAUUAAAAGAAGCAUUCAUUGAGCUUUUAUUACCAUCAAUUCUCAAAAAAUCCUUGUUACCAAAUUAUUGGGCUGGUGAUACGCACUCAAAAGAUCUUUUAGAUUACCACACAAAAGUUCUGUUGUAUUCACUUGAAAAAGAUGAAUUUGAAAAUUUGAUUUUAAUUACAAGACAAAAUCAAACAACUAUUCAAGCUGUUUUACAUACCGCAAUUUUAUUUUCCUCAUCUCACUAUCUUAAUAAUAGUAAUAAAUCUAUUAGAAUAACUUCUCCAUUCACGCUUAGACCUUAUGCCACACCUCCAAUUUCAAGUGAUGAUAUGGGAAAUUAUGUAACAGAAUUUUUAUUUGAUUACAAAGUUCCCGUUAAUAGAUCAAAUUUUGAUAACAUUUACUUUUGGGAGUUAUGCCGUCAAUAUAAAUCUCAGUUAGAAAAUGAUAUACCAUCGUCAAUACAACAUGUUGGUAUGUUAGAUUAUCUUUCAAAAGAUAAUAAAUCCUGGGAAGAUUUUUUUAAACAAAAAAUGAUUGGAUUACCCAUGGGUAGAGGUUAUUCUUUUGAAUUAAGCAAUUGGGGAAAAUAUUACAAUGAAAAUACCAAUACUUGCAAUUGGAAAAUUAUAGAUAUGUUUAUUUCUCAAUCUGCUCAAGUUGUUGGUGCCGCUAUAAAUGUUAAUAGUAUUAGUUAUAGUAACAAGUUAAAUAUUAGUAUUACUUAUCAAAAAGGUGCUAUUUCUAAUGAGAAAGUAAAAGAAUUUAGUAAUGGUAUUAUUAAAUGUUUAAAAUUAAUUUCAAAUAAAAAUAUUAAUUUAGUUGAAGAAUAAUUUUUAUAUAUAUUAUAAACAAAAAGUUUGUUUUUAUAUAUGUUUAUUUUAAAAUUAUAUUUUUUCAAAUAACUUAGCAGUUAAAAAUAGUAUUAAUUCUUUUUCUAAUAA
This is a messenger RNA of Rhizophagus irregularis DAOM 181602=DAOM 197198, 1698 nucleotides long. RefSeq lists its product as uncharacterized. Lineage: Eukaryota; Fungi; Glomeromycota; Glomeromycetes; Glomerales; Glomeraceae. The record is from RefSeq and is a predicted model, not a curated record.